Molecule: messenger RNA, 1278 nt
Organism: Hevea brasiliensis (rubber tree)
Lineage: Eukaryota; Viridiplantae; Streptophyta; Magnoliopsida; Malpighiales; Euphorbiaceae
Product: E3 ubiquitin-protein ligase AIRP2
Exons: 5
Coding region: 429-1154 (241 amino acids)
Biological process (GO): protein ubiquitination
Cellular component (GO): cytosol
Molecular function (GO): ubiquitin protein ligase activity
Source: RefSeq, a predicted model, not a curated record
AUUGGAAAAUCAAUGACAAGUGAGAAGCAGAAACAUCGGGAAGUAUGGGUAGUAUGGUAAAUUAAAGAAUGAUUUCUUCAGUCUUCUAAUCUUCUGGGCAGUAGUAUUAAACUCAACCAAUGAGAAAGAAAGAGAGAGAAAAUAGAUAUACACGAUUACGUGUGUUCCAAGCGAAAAGCCGAAGUAGUGAAGCCUACACUUUUGCUCUGCUUAUCCCUUUCACCUUCUCUAUCCCUCUUUCUCUCUCUCAACUAUUUUCUGUUGGGUUUUCUAUUUUCAAGGGUUUUUUUUUUUUCUUUGGAGUUUUGUUCUGUUUUUCUAUCUUCUGUUUCCUGGAAAAUUUAUUUUCUUCAGGGGUGGUUGAAUGAGUGGUCGUUUUUGAGAGAGUUAUUUGGUUGGUUGUUUGGUGGAAGUGGAAAAUUGGGGAAAUGAGGAAAUCGUUCAAGGAUUCCCUUAAGGCUCUUGAAGCUGAUAUCCAGUUUGCCAAUACUCUGGCUUCUGAUUAUCCUAUGGAAUAUGAUGGUGCCUGUCUCCAGAUGAGAUUAUCCUACAGUCCAGCUGCUCAGUUUUUUCUGUUUCUUGUUCAAUGGACUGAUUGCCACCUUGCCGGUGCCUUGGGGCUGCUUAGAAUUCUCAUUUACAAGGCUUAUGAGGAUGGAAAGACGACCAUGUCUAUUCAAGAAAGAAAAGCUAGUAUAAGAGAGUUCUAUGGUGUGAUAUUUCCCUGUCUAUUGCAACUUCAAAGAGGGAUCAACGAUGUAGAAGAGAGGAAACAAAAAGAGAUUUGUGCAAAGUACAAAAGGAAAGAUGAGAUGGAUAGAGGGAAGCUCUCUGAAAUUGAUCUAGAGAGAGAUGAAGAAUGUGGAAUUUGCAUGGAGAUGAACACCAAAGUUGUGUUGCCCAAAUGCAGUCAUUCAAUGUGUUUGAAGUGCUAUCGGAAUUGGCGAGCAAGGUCUCAGUCUUGCCCUUUCUGCCGGGACAGCAUUAAGAGAGUUAACUCAGGCGACCUGUGGAUCUAUACCUGCAAAAAUGAGAUUGUUGACUUGUCAUCAAUAACAAGGGAAAAUUUGAAGAGAUUGUUCAUGUACAUUGACAAGUUGCCUCUCAUCAUUCCAGACCCAAUAUAUGCCUCCUAUGAUCACCGUUACAGGUGAGGACUAUCUUGUGCAGAACUGGAAUUUUUUGUAUAUAAUAUCUAGUUGAUUGUAUAUGAUUAUUGUUUCUCCUUCGUUUGGAAGACAUUUUAGAAUUGUAAAUACAAAUUCAUGAUUGCAUGAA